Messenger RNA from Penicillium diatomitis, 3159 nucleotides. Its product is annotated as mannose-ethanolamine phosphotransferase GPI13. The record is from RefSeq and is a predicted model, not a curated record. Gene Ontology annotation, cellular component: endoplasmic reticulum membrane. NCBI's taxonomy places the organism in Eukaryota, Fungi, Ascomycota, Eurotiomycetes, Eurotiales, Aspergillaceae. The transcript has 2 exons. Gene Ontology annotation, biological process: GPI anchor biosynthetic process. Gene Ontology annotation, molecular function: mannose-ethanolamine phosphotransferase activity. The coding region runs from base 1 to 3159 and encodes 1052 amino acids.
AUGGAACUACAAUCAACAGACGCGCGGACAUCUCCAUCAGCGGGCUCGUCGCAAUCCCCCAGAAGGAAACAAAAUGCGCUUCAAGAAGCCAAAACUCGGCAGUUAGAGCAGGAAUUCAAGACAAAGCACUUGGGUGUGCUCGGAGUCCUGGCCUGGGUCCUGCUCCUGCACGUUGUCGGUAUAUACUUCUUCACCAAAGGUUUCCUUCUGACUCGGAUGGUCCUCGAGACCAAGUCUUCCUGUGAAAUCCUACCCACAACGGACGAGUCCGGGAGGGCGAUCACGUCUUCGACGGAAAGUCGCAGCGGAUGCUGGCACGAAAAGACCUUCGACAAGGCCGUGGUCAUUAUUAUCGAUGCGCUUCGCUAUGACUUCACCGUACCGUUCCCUUCGGCGAAUGAGGGUCAGACAGCGCAUCUUUUCCAUAACAACAUUCCGGUGCUUUAUGAGACUGCCGUUCAAAGCCCUAGUAAUGCCUUUCUGCUUCCUUUCAUUGCCGACCCACCCACCACUACUCUGCAACGUUUGAAGGGACUCACCACUGGGACUUUGCCGACUUUUAUUGAUGCAGGCUCCAAUUUUGCCGGCACUGCCAUUGAUGAGGACAACUUAGUCGCCCAGCUCCAUCAUGCCGGCAAGACCCUUGUUCAACUCGGCGACGACACUUGGCAGUCGCUGUUUCCCGGUUAUUUUGACGCGAACCUUUCGCAUCCGUACGAUUCAUUCAAUGUAUGGGAUUUGCAUACCGUUGAUAAUGGUGUCAAUGAGCAUCUCUUUCCCUUACUUCGGCCAGAGCACAAGUCCAAGUGGGACGUGAUCUUUGGCCAUUACCUAGGCGUGGAUCAUGCUGGACACCGCUACGGACCUGAUCACGCUGCCAUGGCUGCCAAACUGCAAGAGAUGGAUCGCGUCAUUCGACAGAUCAUGGACUCCCUGGACGAUGAUACUCUGCUGGUCGUGAUGGGCGAUCAUGGUAUGGAUACCAAGGGUGAUCACGGCGGCGAGUCAGACGACGAGGUUCAAGCCGCACUGUGGAUGUAUUCCAAUCGCGGUGUAUUCGGCCGCACGAGCAAAGAGACUUUGCUGCCACCGCAGCAUGCGCGCGAGCGUUCGGUCCCACAAAUCGACCUUGUGCCGACCCUGUCGCUGCUUCUCGGCAUGCCUAUUCCAUUCAACAACCUAGGCUCACCCAUCGAGGAGGCGUUUGCCGGUUCGAACGGUAACGACUGGUCUAAUUUGUUGGCUGUCAAUCGAUUGUCUGCUGCGCAGAUUAAGAGGUACCAACACGCGUAUGCGGAGGCCAGAGGCGCUGGUGAGGAUGAUGAAUCUUUCGCGCUCUGGACCGCUGCGGAGGCAGAACGGAGCUCGGCUUCCAAGACCUUUUUGUCCAAGUCAAAUGCCGUUCGUUCAAGCUACAAACUGUAUCGUGAUUAUCAGCGACACACUCUGGAGGUUUGCCGCGGACUUUGGGCGCGCUUUGACGUUCCCAGCAUGGUAUCGGGCGUCGCACUCUUGUUCUUCGGUCUUGUUCUGCUCAUAAUUUAUGCUCGAGGACUUACUGUGGAUCGCACAGACAUGACGAGUCCCCUUCUCACCGUCGCCGGAAUGGGUGCCAGCGCUGGCGCUGUGUCUGGUGUGUGUAUGGCUCUUUUCGGAGUGGUCGACACGACAAUUGUCGACUUGUCAGUUCUUUUGGCAGCCUUUGGAAGUAUGCUCGGUGGCCUUUCUGUACUUGUGAAGAAGCCGGCACGUCUGAGCUUGCCACUUCCUAACGGCAUGUGGGGAUGGCUCGCUUUCUUUUUCACCGUCUCUCAAUCUGUCGGCUUCGCCUCAAACUCGUAUACGAUCUGGGAAGACGACAUCCUUCUCUUUUUCCUGACGACAUUCGGCGUGUGCGCGGGGAUUUCCUCCAUGCGCCAGAGAGCAACGGCGGAUCGCGUGCUUGGCGUAUACCACUCAGUUUUGUUCAUCGUGCUGGGACGGCUCGCCUCUUUUUCCCGCCUUUGCCGUGAGGAGCAAAUGCCCUUCUGCCGCUCCACCUACUACGCUUCCUCGACUUCGUCAGUCUCUGCCCCAUGGCAGCUCAUGAUUCCAGUAAUGGUGGCACUGAUCCUCCCUGGUGUUGUGCGCGCCUUCUACGCAGGCUCCAAAUCUUAUGAAGGCGCUGCCAGCCUGUGGAUUGGCUUUGCUUUCCGCAUCGGACUUGUGAUCACAUCUACCUUCUGGAUGCUCGAGGGCGCCGACGACGGAGAAUGGCUGCCUCUCGGCAAGGAGACGUUGAAGUCGAUCCGGGUCUUCCUGGCUCAACUUGUCCUGGCACUGGCCUUUGGGGCCGGCACCGCUGCGUACCUGUAUUGCAAGCCGUGUAUCACCAUCAGUGUCUCCAAGCCCACGGAAGACCCCAAUGCUCCACCUGCACCUUUUAUUGCCGGUCAACAGCAGCCGCCACGGACCACCGUUACGAUUCUGGGAUUUGGAAACGUCUACGGCACACGAUUCUUCUUCCUUGUUGUGAAUUUUGCGCUUGCUAUUAUUCUCAUGCAAAAACCAAUGGGACAAGGCGCCAUCGCCCUGCUGGUCUGCCAGGUUCUAUCUCUUCUUGAGAUCCUGGACACCAACGGUCUCACAUUGUCCAAUUCAUCAAUUGGUCCUAUUGUUUUGGGCCUCCUUGGCUCUUUUUAUUUUUUCAAGACGGGCCACCAGGCGGUCCUCAGCACCAUCCAAUGGGAGACCGCCUUCAUUCCCUUGUCCACCAUCAAGUACCCCUGGUCCCCACUUCUCGUUGUGCUCAACACCUUUGGUGCACAAAUCCUCACCGCAAUCGCAGUGCCUCUGACCGUCCUCUGGAAGCGGCCGCUUCGGACCUCUGAACUCGGCUCCCAGCCGAGCAGUGACAAGACUGCCAAUCCGGCUACCAAAUUGCUCUCGGACGUGACCCAGGCCGCUACUACGCACAUUCUGUAUCUCGCGACUAUCAAUCUCGCCACAACCAUGUGGGCUGGGCACUUGCGUCGUCACCUGAUGCUGUAUCGUAUCUUCAGUCCGCGCUUCAUGAUGGGCGCCGUGGUGCUUGGUGUGGUGGACGUUGUCCUGAUGCUUGUCGGCGUUGGAGGGGUCCGGUGGAGCACAGUCAGCGUGGGCGAUGUCUUUGGCUGGUGA